This is a messenger RNA of Lates calcarifer (barramundi perch), 2199 nucleotides long. RefSeq names its product protein-serine O-palmitoleoyltransferase porcupine. Gene Ontology annotation, biological process: protein palmitoylation; Wnt protein secretion; lipid modification. NCBI's taxonomy places the organism in Eukaryota, Metazoa, Chordata, Actinopteri, Centropomidae. The record is from RefSeq and is a predicted model, not a curated record. The transcript is spliced from 13 exons. Gene Ontology annotation, cellular component: membrane; endoplasmic reticulum. The coding region runs from base 294 to 1646 and encodes 450 amino acids. Gene Ontology annotation, molecular function: palmitoleoyltransferase activity; Wnt-protein binding.
CGGUUAGAAAUCCAAGCUUCGGGUCUUUGUCAACUACUGGUGCCUUAGAAUAUUUCAGCCCAGCUGGUGGCGGUAACACACCAAUAGGUUGGUUUUUCUACCACCUGGUAAGAAGAAGAAGAAGAAGGAGGGGAGGGAGAGGGGAUGUAGAGGAAAAAGGGAGAGGAAGAAGAAAAAGGAAAAGAGGGAAUGGUUUGAAGGUACGUUGGCAACCUGACAGUCUCCGAGGCGUCCACCAGGUCUGGACGUGCUGCCUGCUUUCCCCUUCCACAUCUCCGGUGUGCAGCUGCAGGAUGGACAUGUCCAGCAGAGUGGCGUUUUGGCAGGAGCUGGCUGAGAGCUGUGGUCUCGUUACAGUUCAGCAGGGUUUACAGCAGGUCUGGAGGCUGCUGCUGCUCUGCCUGAUCUGCAGACUUUGCUUCAGACUCGGAGGUGUGUCCUCUGUGAAGCAUGUAGUGUCAGCUUUGGCUGGGAUGUACAGCCUCUUCCUGUUCUUUGAGUGGCACAUGCUGUGGGUGCUGUUGCUCAGUGUGCUAUGUUACCUCAUUCUGGUACUCAGUCGAGACUCCAGCACCAGAGGCCUCUUCCUCUCAGCUGUCAUCCUCAUCUACCUUCUCAUUGGAGAGUUACAUCUAAUUGACAUGGCGACCUGGAAUAAAAUAAGAGGCUCUCAGAUGGUGGUGGCCAUGAAGGCCAUCUCUCUGGCCUUUGACCUUGACAGAGGAGCAGUGGGCAGCCUUCCCUCCCCAGCUGAGUUCCUGGGUUACGUUCUCUUCGUGGGCUCUGUUAUCUUUGGUCCUUGGAUUAGCUUCUCCAGUUAUAAGACCGCUACUGAAGGCAGAAAACUGAGCUGGUUGUGGCUGCAGAGUUCCUCCAUCAGCCUCCUGAAGAGUCAAAUCUGUCUGCUGGUCUCCACAUGCAUCGCCCCUUACCUCUUUCCCUUGUUCAUCCCCAUCCAUGGAAACACAGUCACAGAGAAGUGGCUGCGUGCUUAUGAGACUGCAGUGUCCUUCCACUUCAGUAACUACUUUGUGGGUCAUCUCAGUGAGGGCACCAGCAUGUUGGCUGGAGCAGGCUUCACUGAGGAAAAAGACAACAUCAAAUGGGAUAUGAGUGUGGUGAAGCCUCUUAGUGUAGAAAUGCCUCGCUCCAUGGUGCUGGUGGUGACAUCUUGGAACAUCCCCAUGUCCAGAUGGCUGAAAACCUAUGUCUUCAAAAAUGCCAUGAAACUAGGGACUUUUCCAGCCAUCCUGGUGACAUAUACAGCCAGUGCCUUACUGCAUGGCCUGAGUUUUCACCUGGGAGCUGUUCUGCUCUCUUUGGGAUUCAUCACAUAUGUUGAACAUGUUCUGAGAAAGAGGCUUGCAUCCAUCUUCAGUGCCUGUAUCCUGUCUAGGCCCUGUAACCCCGGCUGCAGCCAUCACCACAAGAAGGAGUAUUGGGUGGUGGUUCUGAACCUGGUUUUCAGUUUCCUGGCCAUCUUCCACCUUACCUACCUGGGCUCUAUGUUUGAUCCUGGAGUUGAUGAGCAGGAAGUAGAGGAGGGUUACGCAGCCAUCCACACAAUCCAGAGGUGGUCUGAGCUGAGCUGGGCGAGCCACUGGGUUGUGUUCGCCUGCUGGGUCUUCUACCGUUUAACUCAGUGACAUGGGAGACUGGCAGGCUGGCGAACACAGAGUACUUCAUAAUUCAAUGGGUUUGUGUCAGUGUAUAUCAGAAUGUUGUCAUCUGAUGGGAAUGAAGGACGUGGAUGUGCUCAGUGGGAAGGACUUAUAGGACAGGUGGAUGUGCUCAGGUGGUUCUCACAGAUUGAAGAUGGAGAAAAUAAACAAGUCUGAGAUGGCCGGGUGCAGAGGGACAAUGUUGCACAUACCAGCAGUAUAUUGAAAAAUCCACUGAUUAGAAUGCAUUGAAAAUCUGAUCAGAGGGAAGAAAGAACACUACAUGUAAGACCUCCUCAUAGACUCAACAUUUACUUUGACCUGUGGACAGCUGUUGGGAGAAGAGUGAGGUUAAAUAUAGUUGGUCAGAUCUGUGAACCAUUGUUAUAUUGGUACUAGACAAUGUCCAAAUCCAAAAACAUUUCAUGUUUAAGUAUAUGUAGAUUUCUAUAUGUUCUGUUACAACUACAUUUUUUAAAAUUGUUGUUACUGUUGUUUUUGUGUUUUUUCUAAUAAACAUUUCUGUAAAUGUAAAUAA